AUGCUACUAAGCUUCCUCGUACGCAUUCGUCGAUUCGUCCGGAGCCGCUUGGGCAGGGACCCCGUGCUUUCGGUCGCUUCACCUCUUACGCCGACCGAACUCCACGACGCUUUUCUCGCAUGUGUACGCCUCAGCCAGGAGAGAUCAUUUUCGGACGACCUCCAGUGUCUUCGACGAGGCGAACGUCUGCGGAAGACGAACCCCUUGGUACCGUUAGCAGCCUUCCUCGAUGACGACGGGAUUCUGCGCGUCGGCGGGCGGCUAGAGCAUUCACCGCUGACCUACGAAGAGCGGCACCCACCAAUUCUCAGCGGCGUCUCUUCCCUCGCUUCCAUGGUCAUCGCCUGGGCGCACUCUCGGGCGCUGCACGGUGGAUACCGUGUCACCAGUGCCUACGUCUGUAAGCGCGCUUGGCUCCUCGGUGGGCCCCGGUGGAUCAAGGCUCACCUCCGCAGGUGCGUCGUCUGCAUCCGGUUGCGAGCGCGACCAGCGACUCAACUCAUGGCCCCACUGCCGUCGUCUCGAGUCUCCCCUUCUCAUGCCUUUGCCUGCACCGGAGUAGACUACGCCGGCCCUUUCCAUGUACUCUUCGCCAGAGGACGAGGAGUCCGGACCACGAAAGGCUACAUCGCUGUUUUUGUGUGCCUCGCCACCAAGGCCCUGCACCUGGAGCUGGUCGGCGAUCUCUCGGCUGCGUCCUUCUUGGGCGCCCUCCACCGAUUCGCUGGACGCCGCGGUCGGCCCGGUGAGAUAUGGAGCGACAGCGCGACUUGCUUCCGCCGCGCUGAUGUUGAGCUGCGCGAUGCCUUGCUGACAGCCGAGCUGGACUGGGGAUUGGUCGCGGGCUCUCUAGCCGAUCAAGGAAUUGCUUGGAAGUUCAUUCCACCGGGUGCUCCUCACUUCGGUGGCUUGUGGGAGGCCGCCGUCAAGUCAACCAAAAGUCACCUCCAGCGCGUCAUGGGGUCACGCCAUCUCACCUACGAGGAAUUUUCCACGGUGCUCGUUGGCAUCGAGAUGGUCUUAAAUAGCCGACCACUGACACCGCUAUCUGGAGACACUGGAGACCUCGAUAUUCUCACCCCAGGGCACUUCCUUGUCGGUGGCCCUCUCAACUCCAUCGUUCUGCCCGGCCCUGCGAAGAGCUUGGAUGCGCUCGCCCACUGGGAGCUCGUUCGGGAGGUCCGCGCCCAGUUUUGGUCCCGCUGGAGCCGAGAAUACCUCAACACACUCCAACAGCGGUCAAAAUGGACUACUCCUCGCCGGAACUUCAUCGUCGGCGAUGUGGUCGUCCUCCUCGACGCUACACUUCUGCAGUCCAGCGGCCGAUGGCCGAUCGGCCGUGUCAUCAGCGUCCACCCGGGAGCCGACGGCUUUGUCCGCGCUGCUACCCUCAAGACGGUGACUGGCGUGUACAAGCGAUCCAUCACCAAGAUGGUCUUGCUGCCUAUGUCAGCGACUCCCGCGGCUCCGCCGCCUCCAGAAGACUCCCUGACCGACCCCGGUUUGGCGGGUGGCGGGUAG
Molecule: messenger RNA, 1521 nt
Organism: Copidosoma floridanum
Lineage: Eukaryota; Metazoa; Arthropoda; Insecta; Hymenoptera; Encyrtidae
Source: RefSeq, a predicted model, not a curated record